Molecule: messenger RNA, 2362 nt
Organism: Vigna radiata var. radiata (mung bean)
Lineage: Eukaryota; Viridiplantae; Streptophyta; Magnoliopsida; Fabales; Fabaceae
Product: probable pectinesterase/pectinesterase inhibitor 25
Exons: 3
Coding region: 334-2226 (630 amino acids)
Biological process (GO): cell wall modification
Molecular function (GO): pectinesterase activity; pectinesterase inhibitor activity
Source: RefSeq, a predicted model, not a curated record
AGUAUACGCAACUUUGACAAUUCAAAGUCAUACACUAUGAAUAAAAGCACUUAUCAUAAUCUAUUCAAAAACACCAAUCAUCACAAGCUCCUCCACUGCAAUGCAUAUUACAAUUUUAUUCAAAGCCACGUUCCGACCGUCUACCAUGCAUUAAUUUUCGCCCCUUUUGCAUGCUCAAACCGACACCCCCACCCUCUCAUUCUCUUCCUUAAUUAUUUGCUUCCUAGUAACUUCAUCUGCAUCACCCUAUAAAAAUCCUCAUUGUUCCAACAUCAACACACCAUCCAAUUACAACAUCGUAUCCUCAAAGAACCAAAACCUUAAUCCUUCAACAUGUUUUCCCCACAAAUGUCGCUUCUCUUCUUCUUUUUCCUCUCCCUCUUUCUUCCAUUACUCUUAGCUCAAAAUCCUUCACCAUCUCCAACACAUGCUACUCAUGCUCCUUCUCCAUCACCAUCUCCAACGCAUGCUUCUUCUCCAUCACCUUCUCCAUCACCAUCUCCAACUCAUGCUCCUUCUCCUUCUCCUUCUCCAUCAUCAUCAACACAUGCUCCUUCUACUUCUCCUUCUCCAUCACCCUCUCUAACAAGUGCUCCACCACCACCUCUUCCACCAACUUCACCCUCUUCAGCAUGCAAGGCCACAUUAUAUCCAAAACUGUGCCGUUCCCUUUUCGCAUCCAUUCGAUCCUCACCUUCUGAUCCUUACAACUUAGGAAAAUUCUCCAUCAAACAAAGCCUCAAGCAAGCCAAAAAACUGGCCAAAGUCUUCGCGGAUUUCCUCAAAAAGCACCAAUCUUCUUCUCUCAGCAGCGCAGAGAUUGCAGCCCUAGAAGACUGUAGUGAGCUUAGCCAGCUGAGUGUUGGCUACCUGGAGUCAGUUUCAGAAGAGCUGAAAUCUGCAGACUCCUCCAACACAGAGUUAGUUGAAAAGAUCGAAACAUAUCUCAGUGCUGUGGCCACUAACCAUUACACUUGCUAUGAUGGGUUGGUGGUGAUCAAGAGCAACAUUGUCAACACCCUUGCUGUGCCUCUCAACAAUGUCACACAACUCUAUAGUGUCUCUCUUGGGUUGGUCACGCAAGCUCUGAAGAAAAAUCUGAAGAAGCAUAAGACUCGCAAACAUGGUCUUCCCACCCAGAAUAACAAGGUCAGACAGCCACUGAAAAAGCUCAUUAAGCUUCUUCACACAAAGUACAGUUGCGAAGCAUCAUCGAAUUGCAGCACUAGAAGUGAAAGGAUUCUUAAAGAAAGUGAGAGCAAGGGAAUUCUGCUUAAAGAGUUUGUGAUUGUGAACCUUAAUGGCAAAGACAACUUCACCUCCAUUGGAGAGGCUAUUGCUGCUGCACCAGAUAACUUAAGGCCAGAAGAUGGCUAUUUCCUUAUCUAUGCAAAAGAAGGAUCCUAUGAGGAAUAUGUCAUUGUUCCCUCUCAGAAGAAGAAUAUCUUGCUUAUUGGUGAUGGCAUCAACAAGACUUGCAUCACAGGCAACCAUAGUGUUGUAGAUGGUUGGACCACUUUCAAUUCUUCAACCUUUGCUGUUUCUGGAGAAAGAUUCGUUGCUGUGGAUGUUACAUUCAGAAACACUGCUGGCCCUGAGAAGCACCAAGCAGUGGCUGUGAGGAACAAUGCAGACCUCUCCACAUUCUACCGUUGCAGUUUUGAAGGAUAUCAAGACACUCUCUAUGUCCACUCUCUCAGGCAAUUCUACAGGGAAUGUGACAUUUAUGGUACUGUGGAUUUCAUUUUUGGAAAUGCUGCUGUGGUGUUCCAGAGCUGCAACAUCUAUGCCAGAAAACCAUUGCCAAAGCAGAAGAAUGCUGUCACAGCACAAGGCAGAACUGACCCCAAUCAAAACACAGGAAUUUCAAUCCAGAAUUGCAGGAUUGAGGCUGCACCUGACUUGGCUGCAGACUUUAACUCAAUUCAAAAUUACUUGGGCAGGCCAUGGAAACUGUACUCAAGGACAGUAUACAUGCAGUCCUAUAUUGGAGAACUCAUUCAAUCCGUUGGAUGGUUAGAAUGGAAUGGAACAAAUGGAUUAGACACCCUCUUUUAUGGUGAGUUCAAUAACUUUGGACCUGGUUCUGAUACAAGCAAGAGGGUACAAUGGAAUGGUUACAAUAUACUGAACCCUACACAAGCUUGGAACUUUACUGUGUACAAUUUUACCUUAGGAAAUACAUGGCUUCCAGAUACUGAUAUACCCUACUCUGAAGGGCUUUAGAUUAGGUUACUGAAUUCAAUUGUAUGGAGUAACAAUAAAUUUGAUUCACCAUUGGUUAAUUAGAAUGUGAUGUAACAGUAUCAUCAUUUUUAUGUCUUGAAAGAGCUUACAAAAGGAGUGAGGGUCAUUUGUUGAA